This is a messenger RNA of Dreissena polymorpha, 693 nucleotides long. RefSeq lists its product as uncharacterized. Bases 235 to 693 code for a protein of 152 amino acids. The record is from RefSeq and is a predicted model, not a curated record. NCBI's taxonomy places the organism in Eukaryota, Metazoa, Mollusca, Bivalvia, Myida, Dreissenidae. The transcript has 9 exons.
AAUACAUUACCGUAUGUUGAAAGCAAAUCUCAACAUAUUCCAAACGUUACGUUUACUACAAAUGAAUUGAAAGAAAUAUACAACACUAAUUAUUCGAUUGAAUAUACCACAAUCGAUACGAACUACGUGAAUACUUUGAACAAUAGAGAAUCGAAUACGGGUGAUGAACUGAGCAAUAAAGUGACAGAGUUGGCUCUCAAAAUAGCCGGACCAUUCGUAUUGUUAUACAUCGGCAUGGCACUGUUUAUAUUUCGAAAGAAACUCUGCUCCAUAUGUGGACAGAACAACGUAGUUCCGAAAGAAGACAUAACGCUAGAGUCAAACAUCGUCACGAUACCUGAUGACAGUAUAUAUUCCUUUGCAAAAGAUACAGAAUGCAAUUCACAAUUGGCAAGCGAUCUACGUCGUGCUGAGGAUGAUGAGUGUCGCAUUCAACAACUGGAAGACGACGAUCCAACAUACAGUAGCACCAACGAAACCUUAUCGAAAAGUCAACGUGCAUCAGCAAGGCCUGACAUCGCAGCGUGUGUCCCUCCUUCAACAUUGAAAGUGGACGGAGAGUAUUCAUACAGUGUGGUUAACAAAUGUAAGAUUUUUAGAAACACGUUUCGUUUCCUUUUAUGUCCGUCUAAAAUUAUACUAACAUAUAUAUCCAACGCAAAGUUUGGAAUCGAUAUAAAUGCUCACUGUUGA